AUGGAAAACUACAGGAAAAAGGCCUUUACGACUUCACGGUCCCUAACUUACACUUACUACGACUCCGCCUCUGCCAAUCCCCUCUCUGCCGACGAACCCACCCUCCUCUUCCUCCACGGCUUCCCUGACAGCGCAUACCUCUGGCAUCAAGUUGUUUCACAUCUACGCUCCCUUCCCCACCGCAAACUCGUCCCGGACCUUCUCGGCUUUGGCGGCACCUCUAAGCCGAGUGACCCCGCCCUGUUCCGAUCCUCUGGUAUCGUCUCCGAUCUUGUCGAGAUCCUGGCCGCUGAGGGCGUACAGAAGAUUGUGGUUAUCGGACAUGACUGGGGUUCUAUGCUGGCAUAG
Penicillium canescens is the source of this 348-nucleotide messenger RNA. RefSeq lists its product as uncharacterized. Bases 1 to 348 code for a protein of 115 amino acids. The record is from RefSeq and is a predicted model, not a curated record. Gene Ontology annotation, molecular function: catalytic activity. NCBI's taxonomy places the organism in Eukaryota, Fungi, Ascomycota, Eurotiomycetes, Eurotiales, Aspergillaceae. The transcript has a single exon.